AUGCACCCAAUCGGUGCCAUGAGGAGACUGCAGGAGACGAAUGCAGACUUCAAGUUAGUAGACAUUUAGAUUCCAUUGUCUAAUUGAUUUUUAGAAUAGCUCAUAUAUUCAAUACAGAUGAUACAGUUUGAGAAAUAGUUUUCUAUGCCAAUUUACAGACAAUGUUUUUAGUUCAAGGUGUAAUUUAUUGCAUGGCAUGGAGUGGUACAGCAUUUUCCUGUUUUCAAUAUCUAAAGUAAUGGUGAUAUAUUCUUGCUGUUUCAAUGGAUAAGGGGUAUUAUAAUUGCCAGGUGAUGUGUCAAAGAUGUUAUGUUAUGUCAGUAGUCAGUGAGCAUUGUUCUUCCUGGUUUACCUACAAAGAGGACCCAAACUAUGGUCCUUUCCUGGAGAGUGUGAAUGCCGGGGACAAUGCUGAGCACACUUACUGGGAGCUCCUUGUUCAGACUGUGAAGAAUGGACCCGUGAUCAGACCUGAUGUUGAUGAGUAA
Coregonus sp. 'balchen' is the source of this 488-nucleotide messenger RNA. The record is from the annotation of a GenBank genome assembly. NCBI's taxonomy places the organism in Eukaryota, Metazoa, Chordata, Actinopteri, Salmoniformes, Salmonidae.